Messenger RNA from Lates calcarifer (barramundi perch), 3140 nucleotides. RefSeq names its product unc-93 homolog A (gene unc93a). The transcript is spliced from 8 exons. Lineage: Eukaryota; Metazoa; Chordata; Actinopteri; Centropomidae. The coding region runs from base 181 to 1578 and encodes 465 amino acids. The record is from RefSeq and is a predicted model, not a curated record.
GGUUUAUCACACACACUCAUUUUCAGCAGAGAGAGACUCGCCUGACUUCACUCCUGGAGCUGUUCAGCUGCCGUGUGAAGUCAUUAAAUCAUUACUCGCCGUUAAGGAAACUGUUGUUUUCUCUUCUUAUAUUAAUUAUUUUUUUCUUGAGGUGAAGGUUUGAAGUCCUGAAAGGCAGCCAUGAUCAGCCGUAACUUCAAGAACAUUUUGGUGGUCUCUGUCGGGUUUCUGUCUCUGUUCACGGCGUAUGGAGGCCUGCAGAGUUUACAGAGCAGUCUGAAUGCAGAGGAGGGGAUGGGCGUGGCGUCUCUGAGCGUCAUCUACGCCUCCAUCAUCAUCUCCUCCAUGUUCCUGCCUCCCAUCAUGAUCAAAAACCUGGGCUGUAAAUGGACCAUAGUUGCCGGCAUGGCCUGCUACGUCUCCUACUCCAUUGGAAACCUCUACCCAGGAUGGUACACCCUCAUCCCCACCUCGGUGAUCCUGGGUUUGGGCGGCUCCCCCCUGUGGUCGGCUAAAUGCACCUACCUGACCAUCUCCGGUAACGUGCAGGCCUCCAAAGAGGGCAAGAAGGGCUCUGACGUCAUCAACCAGUACUUCGGCAUCUUCUUCUUCAUCUUCCAGUCGUCGGCCGUGUGGGGGAACCUCAUGUCGUCGCUCAUCUUCGGACAGGACACCAACAUAGCUAACAUCCCAGAGGAGCAGCUGCAGAGCUGUGGAGCGGCUGACUGUGGCCUUAAUGUCAGUGUUAACGGCACUACCACCAGACCAGCACAGACACUGGUCUGGACACUCGUCGGAUGCUACAUUGGUGUGGGCGUGCUGGCCAUGCUCAUCGUCGCAAUCUUUCUGGACAACAUUGACCGGGAGCAGGCCAGUCAGUUCCGUGGAAACCCGGAGCCGUUCUGCCACACCUUCCUGGCUACGUUCAGGCUGCUGAAGGACUGGAGGCUGCUGACCCUCAUCCCUCUCACCAUGUACAGCGGCUUUGAACAGAGCUUCCUCUCCGGAGAGUACACCAAGAACUAUGUAACAUGUGCUUUGGGGAUCCACUACGUUGGGUUCGUGAUGAUGUGUUUUGGAGCCGCCAAUUCUGUUUGCUCAUUUCUGUUUGGGAGACUGGCUCGGUACACUGGGAGAGCUGUACUCUUCUUCCUGGCUGCAGUGACGAACUUUUCCUGCAUCAUUGCUCUCUUGUUCUGGAGGCCUCAUCCCGACCAGCUGCCCAUCUUUUUUGUGUUUCCUGCUCUGUGGGGGAUGGCGGACGCUAUCUGGCAAACUCAAACCAAUGCUCUUUACGGUGUCCUCUUCCCCCGGGACAAAGAGGCAGCGUUUGCCAACUACCGUAUGUGGGAGUCUCUCGGUUUUGUCAUCGCCUUCGCCUACAGCACCUUCAUAUGUCUGGAGUAUAAACUGUACAUCCUGCUGGCUGUUCUGGUGCUGACUUCUAUCACCUAUCCCAUAGUGGAGUACCAUGAACAUAAGAAUCCCACGCCACCUGUUGAAGAGGGGACCUACCUAAGUCACAAGGAAACCAUUCGAAGGGAUGACAGCAAGAUCAUUUGCCAGACCCAGAUGUAGAGACUGAAUUUCCAGUGGUUUUUAAUUCUAGUUUUUGUUUGUUUUUUGCAUCCUAAUCUAGCCACUAUGCUGCUAUUAGUGUCUGAUACUGGUGCCAAAUUGUUCAAAUUGCCAAAACGAAUAGACUCAAGAAUAUGUGAUGAGAAUGAUGGAGAGAUUUUGAAGGAUAACUCUGGGAUUUUUGGACUGGAACUGCUAAACAGCUUCAACAUUUUGGAUAGGAUUCCUACAGAGAUAGACCUGUUUUAUUAAAGAGUAAGAUCCUUUUUGUUUAACCAGAAACAUUGUUACAUACCAAUACCAAACUCCAUAACAAUAAUUUUACCUCGCAGGACUCAGGAGUUGCUGGAGUACUGCUGCCUCGAUCUGUUAGUCUGUUUGUAUUAUUUUGGGAUUUUAAGUGGUGAAAAAAGUAUUCAGGUAUUUUACUUAAGUAAAAGUACCACACACUAGCAAAAAAAAAAAAAAAAACCUAACUGAUUGAGGCAGCAGUAUUUCAAUAUGUCUAUCUCUGUAGGAAUCCUUCACACAAUGAUGUCAGACGCUCAUAACAAUCUGAACCUAUCAGUGGCAAAACAAGCACUUUUUGUGGACAUAUGUUUAGGUGGACAGAGGCACUGUUUGUUUACAAUGCAGCAGCUGCUUAAGCAGUUGUCGGUACACAGUUCUUGUUCAACAGAGGUCUGAUUGCAAAGGUAUCAUUAGCACCCAAAUACAAAAACACAAUAUAAAAUAAGGCUAAAAAAAAAAUCUGACACCAGUCCACUUGUGUUUAUCUUUACUGAUGACCGGUCAACACUACAAACCCUAACUUCAUCUUUUACUGGUACUGCCUUCACCAAACCAUCUUUACCUCUUGUGGCACAGUACCAUAAAUAGUAACGUCACAUUCCUGGACAAAAUAAUAAUGAAUACUCUGACUGGAUGAGUCUUUGUCCCUUUCUUAGGUGAAACGUUUUGGAUUAUAUCCCUUUUUCAGGAAGGGAAUAUGACAGUGUUGAAAUUCCAGUACACUGUUUUGAUUCAACAGAGGAUGAGCAGAAAAACAAAAAAAUAAAUAAAACAUCUGCAUUUUGCUGAGUAAACAUUGAGCUGGACAGUCUUAUCCACUUCCAAUUUGAUUUUAGAGUGAACCACAGCAGUAUUGUUUUACAUUUUCUUGAAUGUUACUUUACUGUAAAUGAUAGAUUUACCUGAAAUAAUGUUAUACUGAGUGGAAAACUGCACAAUAAAUGUAUUCAUAUCUUAAGCUUUGUGUCAAAGACAUAUACAGUAGAAUUCCCAUUAUCCAAUUUUGUCAAGUGUUUUUUGAGAGUCUUCUUCCGUUCUAGGCUGUUUGUACUGCAAGAAGAUAGAAAGUGGGGAACCUCAUAAUUAACUGCUUUGAAAGUCAGAAUACGUGCUACAAGAUUGUGCUGGCCAGAAAUGAACAAACUAAUCUUUACUAGAGCUGCAAAAUUCUGUGAAUUUUCAAAGUUUGAAACUGUUCAUGGGAAAUGAUUAAAGUUGUACUCACAAAUAAAUCAAAGUCAAAAAUGAAUAAAAACAUUUUUUAAUUUGUA